UGGGUAAUGUAUUUCUCUUUACCAAGUUAGCCAGUCUCGUGAUAAGGACUGCCUUACUAAUUUCUCUGAGCGAUUUAAUCAUCGUUCAUGGAAGCACUAUUGUGUGCAUCAAAAUGAUGCGAGGAAAAACCAUAGUAGUUACUGGGGCCAAUAGUGGCAUAGGAAAGGCUACGACUGUUGAACUGCUGAAGCAGCAGGGACGUGUUAUCAUGGCUUGUCGCGACCAAGUUAGAGCUGAGGAGGCUGUCCGGGAAAUCGUGGAGGAGGCCGGACAGGAUAACGGGGACGUGUUGAUCAAGUACCUGGAUCUUGCGUCUCUUAAAUCAGUGCAUACUUUCUGUGAAGAGAUCAUUAAGGAGGAGCCCAGGAUUGACGUGCUGAUUAACAACGCUGGAAUAUACCAGUGUCCUUACACUAAGACAGAGGAUGGCUUUGAGAUGCAGUUCGGAGUGAAUCACCUGGGACAUUUUCUCCUCACCUACCUCCUGCUGGACCUGCUGAAGCAGUCUGCCCCAAGCCGUAUCAUUGUGGUGUCCUCCAAACUGUACAAAUAUGGUGAGAUUAACUUUGAAGACCUGAACAGCGAGCAGAACUAUGACAAGGCCUUCGCCUAUGCCCGCAGCAAGCUGGCCAAUCUUCUUUUCACUUAUGAGCUUGCGCAACGUCUAGAGGACACGGGGGUAACUGUCAAUGCCCUGACCCCAGGGAUUGUAAGGACAAACCUGGGGAGACACGUCCACAUUCCUCUCUUAGGCAAACCACUCUUUAACCUGCUGUCCAGGGCCUUCUUCAAGACUCCUCAGGAAGGAGCGCAAUCAUCAGUGUACCUGGCCUGCUCCCCUGAUGUGGAGGGUGUCCAAGGGAAAUGCUUUGCCAACUGUCAGCCACAGGAACUGUUGCCAAAGGCUACAGAUGAGGACAUUGCCAAGAAACUGUGGGACAUCAGUGAAGUUAUGGUCAGAAUAACAACGUGAAAUGCUCAUAAUGGUCUGCUCUUGAUCUUUUACAUGUGUGUCUGUGUGUAUGCAUCCACACAUUUGACAAUAUAUGGGAAAUCACCAAGUGGUUUUACUCAGAAUGUCAGUUGAGGUACACUAAAGGCCUAUUGGAGUGGACCUAUAGACAACUGAGAGAAGAAUGCUUAUAAAAACACCAAAAAGUGCCUCUUACUAACGCUGCGGUAACAGCACUAUCCUGUUCAAGAGGCUCAAUUUGUGCUGUGUUAAUAUUUUCCUAUGCAAGUUUUGUUUUGGCUUGGGUAGCUUAUGGAUGAUAAAUGACCGAGAUGAAUUGUUGGGAAAAAACAUGACAGAUAAUAUUAAAUAAUCUUGAUUAACGUUUACUUUUGAGUGGUUGUGAUUGACCUCAAUAUUCUCAAUAAAGGCAGGUUAAUUGAAUUAA
This is a messenger RNA of Clupea harengus (Atlantic herring), 1401 nucleotides long. It is a transcript of the gene rdh14a, whose product is annotated as retinol dehydrogenase 14a. NCBI's taxonomy places the organism in Eukaryota, Metazoa, Chordata, Actinopteri, Clupeiformes, Clupeidae. The record is from RefSeq and is a predicted model, not a curated record.